Durusdinium trenchii is the source of this 1676-nucleotide messenger RNA. The record is from the annotation of a GenBank genome assembly. NCBI's taxonomy places the organism in Eukaryota, Dinophyceae, Suessiales, Symbiodiniaceae.
GACAGCCUCGUGGCAGCCGUGUUUUGGCCCAAAUCUUCGACACCAACAGAAUCAGAAGGUUUGCGCAGUGACCGAGUGAGAUGCUGGCAUACAUUUGCACUUGCUUCUACAACGAAGUCGCUACAGAACUUUUGAUUGAGAGAGGAAAUCACAGCUUUUGCAAGACCCAACCCAGAAGUAAGCCUUGAAGGGAUGUCCAUCGCAAUGUAGGGUAGUGCCCUCUUGAACUUGAUUGCCUCUCCGUGCCCUGCUUGGCCCUUUCUAGAGCUCAAGGUGCAUAAGCCUGCACCUUUGAUCCAGAUAUUUGAGAAAGCCCCUUAUUUACAAGUGGUAGUAGCGAUGUCCUGCACAAGCUUCGAGCCACAAUGUGAUCGGGACUUGAGUGCGUCAUCGAGUGGGGCCGCUUGCCGCAGCGAUCCUCCGGAAGAGGAGGAAGAUCGCUUGUCGACGGCGGCACCCUCCAUUUGUGAGGAGGCAACGACCAGGUGGGCCGACAUGCUUGACAGCCACAAGCGUUGGGCGGACCUCAUUGACUCUGACGAGGAGGAUCUCAAAUGCGUCCCCCCGGUGCAGUCAACGAAGGCCAAAAAGCGCUGGGCUGAUCUGGCAGAUGAGUCAGAUGAGUUGGAUGGGACAGUCUCAACUCAAAGCCCUGAUGAACCCGAGACCGAAGAGCCUGAAACAGGACACUUUGCUUCCACGCCGAGUGCUGGGUAUGACACCGGCGAUGCCUCGAGCUGGAGGCCGAAACGGUCCGGGAAGAGUGCCGGAAAAGGCCACGGUGCCAGCACUUCCUACAGUCAGCAUGCGCAUGGUUCCUGGGGUUCCAUGCAAUGGCGACCGAGAGAGGAACAGGUGAAACCUUCAUACACGGAGGGCCACCGAAGCUCCAACUGGGGAGGAGACUCUUGGGGUGCUUGGAAUGAGCGACCCGAGCGAACCUCCAAGGGCAAAGGCAAGGGCAAGGGCAACAUGGCCUCGGUUCUUUUUUGAAGUGUUUCAAUGUGCUGUGUCAAUGCCAUGGUGGAAAGGUUUCCACAAGGCUGCUUGGUUUGGACACUGAGCCUGACCCUUCCUGGGUUGCAGCAGUUUGCAACCGCUGUUCUUAUCAAUUCUUAUACUUCUUCAUGCUUUGUCUGAACGAACACCUUGUCCAAGAACCAAGGCAAGGGAAAGGCAGCGGGCAAGUCGAGUAACCACUCGGCUUCAAAGUGCCAGUGCCAGUUCAUCAUCGGGAUUGAGGAAGAGUCUCGCUUUCGUGUUUGCCGGCGUCUCCUUGGACCAGCAGGCCAACAUAUGAAGGAUAUUGCUCAGGGCACUGGUGCGAAGCUGCGCUUGCGCGGCCGUGGCUCCAAGUUUCUUGAAGGCCCAGAGCAAAAGGAGUCAGCAGAUCCUUUGAUGCUUUGUGUGAGUGCCCCGGACAAUCCGUCCUACGAGGAAGCUAAGUGCCUUAUUUCUUCCUUGUUGGAGGACAUCUACACACAAUACAAUGACUUCCAGCGAUCUGCAGGAUCCAAACCCGUUGACCUGCGCAUCAACUUGCAUGAGGGCCCUCGCCCGGGAAGUUUCUGAGCCUCCUCGACCCAAUCCGCGGCCGAGUGACUUCUUCCUAAGAUGUGCACGAGAUCUUUGAGCGUCUUUGAAAAGAUACUCCCACCCUCAGACGAAAAAAGAGA